AUGUCGAGAUCCUCUCUGGCCCUUUCAGAAGCAUCGAACACAUCAGAACGGACUAGCUCAUACUCUCCGGUGUCUUCUUUCUUCAUUUCAUCGGAUUGGGAUCCGAAUAACAGGCCACAGUCUUCUUCAUCGUCGGUUUUUUCAUCUGUUCCCUUGCCUCACACUCUCAGCGGCACUCCUGUGCAAGCAAUGGAUUCGAGACAGCAAAGCUCCAAAUUACCACCAAUCCUGCGAAAAAAACUCCUCAAGGCUUCACCGGUCUAUGCCUUUGUGUUUAAUGACCUCAUUGUAUUGACUUCGCAGUCGGGUGGGCAGAGGCAUUUUCAAGGGAAAAGCGGCAAGCCUCCAAUGGAAGGAAUGACCCUUUUAGAUGGUCUUGGAAUAUCUAGGAUUUUAGGUGUUAUCGAUAGGUCUUCCGACUCAGGUGAGAUAUUCCGCUUUGAUCAUCUUCAAACGUUAAAUAUCACAGAUAUGGAGUAUUUGUUCCAAGUGGAC
Molecule: messenger RNA, 495 nt
Organism: Acaulospora colombiana
Lineage: Eukaryota; Fungi; Glomeromycota; Glomeromycetes; Diversisporales; Acaulosporaceae
Source: the annotation of a GenBank genome assembly